AACGUUAGCGUCUUUGCAAAGUUAGGUAUAAGCUAGCUAGGUUAGCUAGCACAAAUGACAGUCAGCUCAGCUAAUGUCAACGAACGGGCUAGCGCAGCGAACAUUAGCUAAGCUAGCUAGCAAUGUCGGAUGAACUACAACGUAGUUUGAGAUAACUGAUAAGUUAGCACAUAGAACCGCCAGUUUGUCUUAGCGACAGCUACUUGUUUUAUCCAUAGAGACUGCAUUGUAACACAGAAGCCAGCCAGCAGAACCGUUUCCUGGUUGUGAUUCCUCGGCUUGUUACCGCCCCGAGGUGUAGGAUACAAAUGGUUGGUGGAGGCAGGAGGUGUGAGUAGAGUGAAGUAGACAUCAGCAGCAUGUACUCCGAGUGGCGCUCGCUGCAGUUGGUGGUGCAGAGUGACCAGGGCCACCUCAGUGUUCUGCACACCUAUCCCACUAGUGUGGGCACAGAGGUGGCAAAUGCUGUGGUCAAGCCUCUGGGUACAGCUGUAAGCCCUGUCGCUACAGAGAACAUCCUCAAGACGGACAAGGAGGUGAAGUGGACCAUGGAGGUGCUGUGUUAUGGCCUCACCCUCCCCCUAGAGGGGGACACUGUCAAGCUGUGUGUGGAUGUGUACACAGACUGGAUGAUGGCCCUGGUGUCGCCCAGGGAAUCGAUGCCUCAGCCUGUGGUCAAGGAGCCCAAUAUGUAUGUCCAGACGAUCCUUAAACAUCUUUACAACGUCUUUGUACCAAGGCCUGAACAGCACAGUCUGAACCACAUCAGGCUUUGCCAGCAGGUUCUGACUGCAGUCCAGAAAUUGGCACGAGAGUCCGUUGCCAUGGUGAGGGAAACCUGGGAGGUGCUGCUGCUUUUCCUGCUUCGCAUCAAUGACACAUUACUUGCCCCGCCUACAGUUGGAGUUGGGGUGGCAGAAAAACUGGCAGAGAAAUUGAUGGCAGUGCUGUUUGAGGUGUGGCUACUGGCAUGUGCCCGCUGCUUUCCCACGCCGCCAUAUUGGAAGACAGCAAGGGAGAUGCUGGCCAAUUGGAGACACCACCCUCCUGUUGUAGAGCAGUGGAGCAGAGUAGCCUGUGCCCUGACCUCCAGGCUUUUGCGCUUUACCCACGGACCAUCCUUCCCACCUUUUAAAGUUCCUGAUGAAGAUGCCAACCUGAUUCCAUUAGAGAUGGACAAUGACUGUGUGGCACAAACGUGGUACCGCUUUCUCCACAUGCUUAGCAACCCAGUGGACCUGAGCAACCCUGCAAUAGUGAGCACCACUCCAAAGUUUCAGGAACAGUUUCUUAACUCCAGCGGUAUUCCUCAUGAAGUGGUGCUGCAUCCGUGUUUGAAACAGCUACCCCAGAUCUUCUUCAGGGCCAUGAGGGGCAUCAGCUGCCUAGUGGAUGCCUUCUUAGGUGUUUCUGUUGAAAAGAGAGAUGUACGGGAGAGGGUGUUCUCUUUUUGUCCAGUGCCGCUCUGUCAUGGUAUAUCACGUCCCAGAGCUGACAGUGCCCCGCCCACCCCAGUCAACAGAAUGAGCAUGUCCCCGCCACCCUCCAUCACCAACACCACGCCCCCUCACAGCCGAAGGCAACGGCAUACAGUGGUCACCAAAACCACAAGCAAGAGUUCAACUAGCAGUGGUAGUCAACCAACCAAAGCAUCCCAGCAGCAACAGCAGCAGCAGCAGCAGCAAACUUCGUCCUCCCCCACCCUGCUUUCCAGCCCCAACCAGAGCAGUUGGGAGUCUCGGCCUCUACCAGCCCCAGCACGGCCAAAGGUCAACAGCAUCCUCAACCUGUUUGGCCAGUGGCUUUUUGACGCUGCUUUGGUCCACUGUAAGCUCCACAGCGGCCUCAGCCGAGACCCCAGCAUGACUGCCUCUUUUAUCCAAAUUCUCCUUUCUUAUAAAUCUUCGAUAGCCACGCAAGUAGGGCUGGAGCUGAGAAGGAAAGGUUCCCAAAUGUCCACCGAUUCCAUGGUGUCCAAUCCCAUGUUUGAUGCCAAUGAGUUCCCAGAGAGCUACGAGGCAGGACGAGCUGAGGCCUGCGGGACUCUCUGCCGCAUCUUCUGUAGCAAGAAAACUGGAGAAGAGAUUCUGCCUGUUUACCUGUCCAGGUUCUACAUGGUCCUGAUUCAGGGUCUCCAGAUCUCCGAUUUCAUCUGUAGACCAGUUCUGGCUUCUAUCAUUCUCAACUCUUCCUCUCUCUUCUGUACUGACCUGAAGGGCAUCAAUGUGGUGGUGCCCUACUUCAUAGCUGCCCUGGAGACUAUUGUACCUGACAGAGAGCUGUCCAAAUUCAAGAUUUAUGUAAAUCCUACCGACCUGAGGAGAGCCUCCAUCAACAUCCUGCUUGCCAUGCUGCCAUUGCCACAUCACUUUGGCAACAUCAAAUCAGAGGUUCUGUUGGAAGGAAAAUUCAAUGAAGAGGAUGGGUGGCCCCAUGACCAGCCCGUGUCUUUCCUGUCCCUGAGGCUACGUCUCGUCAAUGUCCUCAUAGGAGCACUGCAGACUGAGACUGACCCCACCAACACACAGCUCAUCCUGGGUGCAAUGCUAAAUAUUGUUCAAGACUCAGCACUGUUGGAGUCCAUAGGUGCACAGACUGAAACAGGGAGUAUAGAUGGGAGUCACAUGACAGUGAGGAGUCAGAGUCACAGCCGUACCAACAGUGGCAUUAGCUUCACCAGUGGGGGCAGCACGGAGGCCACCAGCCCAGACUCUGAGCGUCCUGCCCAGGCCCUGCUUCGAGACUAUGCUCUUCCAGAUACGGCGGCAGGCCUGCUGGUGCGCAGCAUCCACCUGGUCACUCAGAGACUCAACUCCCAGUGGAGGCAAGACAUGAGCAUUUCACUGGCUGCCCUGGAGCUGCUUGCUGGGCUUGCCAAGGUAAAGGUAAAGGUGGGAGUAGACUCUGCAGACCGUAAGCGUGCUGUUAGCUCUAUUUGUGGGUACAUUGUGUACCAGUGUAGCCGUCCAGCUCCUCUUCAAUCCCGAGACCUCCACUCCAUGAUUGUAGCUGCCUUCCAGUUUCUCUGUGUGUGGCUCACAGAACACCCUGACAUGCUGGAUGAGAAGGAUUGUUUGGUAGAGGUGUUGGAGAUUGUGGAGCUAGGAAUCUCUGGCAGCAAGUCCCGACAGGAACAGGAAGUCCGACAUAAAGGGGAGAAGGAGCACAACCCAGCUUCAAUGAGGGUGAAGGACGCUGCUGAGGCAACUUUGUCCUGUAUCAUGCAGGUGUUGGGGGCCUUCCCUUCCCCCAGCGGGCCCGCCUCCACCUGCAGCCUGCUGAAUGAAGACACCCUGAUUCGCUAUGCCAGACUCAGUGCCACAGGAGCCAGCAACUUCCGCUACUUUGUCCUGGACAACUCGGUCAUCCUCGCCAUGCUGGAACAACCUCUCGGCAAUGAGCAGAACCCAAGUCCAUCAGUGACAGUUUUGAUCCGAGGGACGGCUGGCAGACAUGCCUGGACCAUGCAACUCUUCCACCAACCCAGAGGAGCUCGGGCCAAUCAGAGGCAGGUGUUUGUUCCUGAGGGCCGCCCAACGCCCAACAAUGACGUGGGGAUCAAGUACAACGUCAAGCAGAGGCCCUUCCCUGAAGAGGUGGACAAGAUUCCUCUUGUCAAAGCGGACGUCAGUAUUCCUGACCUGGAUGACAUUGUUAGUAAAGAGGUGUGUUGUAUGGGCUGGCAGGAUGAUUCGAGAGCUACAAAUACACUGAUGCGUAAUUACCCACACCUGGAAGUUCAGCAUGACAAGCUUCGUGUUCUGAUGACCAAGCAGAUAGAAUAUGAGAAUGCCUUGGAGCGGCACAGUGAGGAGAUCUGGAAAUCCAGGCGUUUCCCUGACCCACAGACCGACUGCAAACCCCCUCCGCCCUCGCAGGAGUUCCAGACAGCACGUCUCUUCCUCUCCCACUUUGGCUUUUUGUCUCUGGAGGCACUCAAGGAGCCCAACAACAGUCGUCUACCUCCUCAUUUGAUUGGCCUGGAGUCAUCCUUGCCAGGGUUUUUUGAGGACAUCAGCUACCUGGACCUGCUUCCCUGCCGACCAUUUGACACUGUCUUUAUUUUCUACGUGAGGGCUGGACAGAAAAGCAGCCCUGAGAUCCUGAGGAAUGUGGAGUCAUCGUCCAGUGUCCAGCCCCACUUUUUGGAGUUCCUGCUGUCCUUGGGCUGGCCUGUGGACGUAGGACGCCACCCAGGAUGGACGGGACACCUAGAUACCAGCUGGUCCCUCAACUCCUGCUCCGACAGCAAUGAUAUACAACAAACAGAGGAAGCAGCUACUCCUGAGGACACAGGAGGUUCAGUGUUCAACGGGGAGAAGAAAGUUUUGUACUACGCUGAUGCUCUGACAGAGAUUGCAUUCGUUGUUCCAUCUUUAACAGAAAAUUCUGAGGAGUCAUCAGUACACAGUGACUCCACAGUGGAGGCAGACACCAACACAGACCUCAUGCCUGGUUUACUAAAACAACCCAAUCUCACACUGGAGCUGUUCCCCAACCAUUCUGAAAACCUGGAGUCUGCCAAAAAGCUGAGUCCUUUGGUAAAGACAAAGAGGUCGUCGACUGGAAAGUCUUUCCCACCACUGGGUCCUGAGACGAAGGUGUUUGUGGUCUGGGUGGAGCGCUUUGAUGAUAUCGAGAACUUCCCGUUGUCUGAUCUCUUGGCGGAAACCAGCACAGGCUUGGAAGCUAGCAUGAGCAACAGCACUUCCUGCAGGUCAGGGUUACUAGAGAAGGAUGUUCCUCUGAUCUUCAUCCACCCUCUGAAGACGGGACUCUUCAGGAUCCGGCUGCAUGGAGCUGUGGGUAAAUUUGGCAUGGUGAUUCCCCUGGUGGACGGCAUGGUGGUCAGCCGCAGAGCACUAGGGUUUCUGGUGCGCCAAACGGUCAUCAACGUGUGCCGACGGAAGCGCCUGGAAAGUGACUUGUACAACCCGCCUCAUGUGAGGCGGAAGCAGAAAAUAACUGAGAUUGUCCAGCGUUACCGUAACAAGCAACUGGAGCCUGAGUUUUACACCUCGCUCUUCCACGAGGUGGGGGAGGGAAAGCCUCACCUCUAACCCCCCUGUCUUGUCCUAACACUGGCUCACAAGCACACAUGACACACACACACACACACACUCUCUUAUCCUAUACUCAUACACCAUUUACAUGUGCGUGCAUACACACACACACACACACACACACUCACACACAGAAUCUUUAUAUUUAUACUGUACUGUUCUGUUAUUUAUAUGAAUACAUAUAUCAACACUGUCUGCCUUUGACUCAGAGCAAAGUUUCAAAAACCAUGCCAAGGUGGAAAAAGCUACAAUUCUGUCGCAGCCACUCAUUGAAGAUUUGAAUGGCGGAAGUUCAACAGUGACUGUCUCUCCUCAUUUAGGUUCAUGCUUUGUGGCAAAAGAGUUUCUGCUUGUCAUUAACUGCAAUACAAUAGUUACACUGUUUGCCUUUCUGAAAUUGUAAAAAGUUUGUCCUUUAAACCCUGUGAUAGGAGUGAAUUUCAUGAUGGUUUGGUAAUACAGAGUUGCGUCCAAAGUUUUUGUUUUAAUCAAACAGAUUUUUGCCAGCAUUAAUCCAGAAUCUAAUUUUACAACAAAUUGUCAUCUACAUGGAGAUACCUGCUAAAGUCUUCCUUGUGCGAACACACAUUCGGCCAUUGCAGCAGCUGCCUUUUUCCCCCCAGAUGAUUUAUAGGACUCCUAUGUUGUAUUACUGUAUGUGGAUGUCAUUUUUGACACAUGCGCUGUCUCUGUGCCAGUCUGAAAGUCAUCCCAUCUCACAACAGCCACUGUGUGUGUGUGUGUGUGUGUGUGUGUGUGUGUGUGUGUGUGUGUGUGUGAGUGUGAGUGUGAGUGAGAGAGAGAGAGAGAGAGAGAGGUGCCACAUGUAUGCUUGUUCAGCCAGUCAAAUCAUUUACACUGCAAGGAGUCAUAAUGACCCCUAAAAACCCCAUAAAUGGCAUUUAAAGCUGAAUUAUCACUUUAAACAAAUGAGAAUCUCAAGAUAAUAGAAUUUUAAAACUUUCAAUUUUUUCCGUCAAGACAUAACCCUAGAAUUGGUUUACUCUUAGUGCUUGGUAACGUUUGAGUUUACUGAUAGUGAGAGUAGUUACAGAGCUCCUGGAGUUUGCACUUGAUGUUUGCAGGGCUAAUAUGAAAUGACCACAAAGACAUUUUAGGUUUGAAGUCUCUGCCAAUACCAAACAGAACUACAGCACAGCUGAAGUGUCUUUCUCCUCCAAACAAAUCUAUGGUGUUAGAUUCAAAGGCCAAAACACUCAAUGUAGCUGAAAGCAUUAUAUACAACUUGCAUUUUGGCUGAUCAAAGCUGUAAUUUAUUUUUAUUCUAGACACAAAAAGAGAAUAUUUAACUUGUCAGUUAUAUUCUGUUUGCUUCACAAUUUGUUUCACUUUUGUUUACUCACUGUACUUUGGUUUUGAUUCAAGCCCCCUCACUGUCUGCCUGUAACAAUGUGAAUUUAUUUAUCACAGAGAUGGAACAGGGCAAACACGUCUAGUUUCUUUGUUAUGUUGGAAAGUCUUAAUGCACUGAGCACAUUUUAUGUUUUUUUUCUAUUCCCUUUGGUUACCUUACAUGUCUUUUUGUACUUUUGUGCAUUUUGAAAGAAAACCCUGCUGAAGGAAUAGUUUUAUCUUGUGUAAUAUGAAUGAAGGCGUCGUGGAGUUUUUAACCUAUCAUGUCUAAUUGUGUGACUCACUUUUUAUGACAGUGCUUUAUGCACAUGCCUUUUUUGGAAGGAAAAAGUAAAAUUAAAUAUGCUUCAAAGAAACUACAUACAAUCAGUUAUACAUUGUAUCCUAUGUUACUCCUCUGAUGUUUGAUCAUAUUUAAGGAUUUGCCAUGUACAGAAGCAGAGGAUAAUAUGUAAAUAUAUGAUAGUGUAAGCCAUUUACAAGUUGUCUGUCAUCUGAGAUAGCGAGAAAAGUUAUGUAUGCAAUUAUGUGUGGGAGGAUUACAAUGGGUAUUGAAUGUAACAUGCAUCAAUUAAAACUAUUAUUGACAUUUUAA
Siniperca chuatsi (mandarin fish) is the source of this 7032-nucleotide messenger RNA. Its product is annotated as ral GTPase-activating protein subunit beta-like. NCBI's taxonomy places the organism in Eukaryota, Metazoa, Chordata, Actinopteri, Centrarchiformes, Sinipercidae. Gene Ontology annotation, biological process: regulation of small GTPase mediated signal transduction; activation of GTPase activity. The transcript has 34 exons. The record is from RefSeq and is a predicted model, not a curated record. Gene Ontology annotation, molecular function: GTPase activator activity. The coding region runs from base 360 to 5060 and encodes 1566 amino acids.